CCGGGGACGGAGGUAGUCAUGCCCGGUCAGGUGGACUUACCGUCUGCUGAGGAGCUGUCAGUGCAGGAGCUUGAUGUCAGCUCUGCUGUUUUAAAAGCAGCUGCCCAUCACUAUGGCUCCCAGUGUGACAAGCCCAAUAAGGAGUUUAUGCUAUGCCGCUGGGAAGAGAAGGACCCCAGGAAAUGUCUAGUGGAGGGAAGAAAAGUGAAUGCAUGCGCCCUGGAUUUUUUCAGGAAAAUCAAAACUCAUUGUGCAGAGCCUUUUACUGAAUAUUGGACUUGCAUUGACUAUUCCAAUCUGCUAGAACUCCGCCGCUGUCGCAAGCAGCAGGCAGCAUUUGACAACUGUGUCCUUGACAAGCUGGGAUGGACAAGACCCGAACUGGGAGAUUUGUCCAAGGUCACUAAGGUGAAAACAGACAGAGCUUUACCAGAUAAUAUCUAUCACUCAAGACCAAGGCCUGAGCCAAACCCUCCAAUUGAAGGAGAGCUAAAACCAUCAAAAUAUGGCAGCAAAAUGUUCUUCUGGACCUGGUAGAUUGCAAAUAAUUUUGUUCACUUUCUGUUCACAUCUUCUGCUUGGACCAGUGUCAUUAUCUUAUGUAUAAUGCAAAUAAAUUAUUAAAACCUUA
Molecule: messenger RNA, 631 nt
Organism: Xenopus tropicalis (tropical clawed frog)
Lineage: Eukaryota; Metazoa; Chordata; Amphibia; Anura; Pipidae
Gene: ndufa8
Product: NADH:ubiquinone oxidoreductase subunit A8
Exons: 4
Coding region: 19-537 (172 amino acids)
Biological process (GO): mitochondrial electron transport, NADH to ubiquinone
Cellular component (GO): respiratory chain complex I; mitochondrial intermembrane space; mitochondrial inner membrane
Source: RefSeq, marked provisional